This is a messenger RNA of Patiria miniata (bat star), 1772 nucleotides long. RefSeq lists its product as uncharacterized. The record is from RefSeq and is a predicted model, not a curated record. NCBI's taxonomy places the organism in Eukaryota, Metazoa, Echinodermata, Asteroidea, Valvatida, Asterinidae. The transcript has 2 exons. The coding region runs from base 621 to 1520 and encodes 299 amino acids.
AUGAUCAGUAGCAGACCAGCGGCAGUAGAGAGAGGACCGUGCAUUUUAUUACCUCUCUUUCCCCCUUGAUUUUCUUGGGUGCGCUUUGCCCUGUGUGAGAGUUUAUCUGCUCGAGUUAUUGAUUUUCUGCCAGAAGUGUCUUUAAGGUCUACUAAUAUACACCCUGUGUUGGUUUGAGUCUUUGGUUUUAGGUUUAAGUUUUUGGUCUUCAUCUUUUGUUUUGAUUUUGAUUUGAAGUUCUUGUAAAUAAAUUCCUUUUGUCUUUUUUUGUUCGAAAUCUAGAAUUGUUUCCCUUGUCCCUAUUAAUUCAGUCUCCUCGCGCCUUUUCUCUUCAAAGAUCCUGAGUUUAGUUUGGUUAGAAUCCCCAUAGUUGUAUUAGUUUUCGCGAGUUCCCCAGGUGUGUCAUUUUUCCAGGUUACAUUUUUUUUACUAUUUUUGGUGGAAAAUCCGGGUAGGGAAUAUAUUUUUUUUAGUAAAAUUUAGCCAGGAAUUGUUUUGAUAGGGACGACAGGCAUUUUUUCAAAGGUUUUUUUCUGUCUUUGGUGGUCAGUUUAGAUAAGUCAAGUAAUAGAGUCUAUAAACCAACACAGUGUUGUUAUAUUGGUGGAUCGGACAAGUACAUGAUGGUGGAUGUCAGGACUCCACUCCAGCUCUGUGGUUUCGACCCAGUACCUGCUGAAACCUGCAACCUUGAAGUCCCUGAUGUGCAGCCACAGUCUGAGAUGCUGAGACUCCUGCAGCACCAGUCCAGUAUGCAAGAGGUUAUUCUGCAGCAAUUUCGGCAGAUAAACGCACUCAAGGAGAUGAUGCGGCAGGUGAUGGGCGAACAGAUGAGGCAGAGAUGCUACAUACAUAGUCUGGAGUGCGCCCUGUCAGAUGUUAAGGUGAAUCAGCGUCCCCCAAAUCAGCCAGUUCCAGAAGUCCCCAUCCCACAUCGGCCAGUACCGAAAACCCCCAACCCGCAGCCAGUGCACGAAGUCCCUAAGCCCAUCCCCCAGCCAGCGCCAGAAACACACGCAAGCACCCCUGAUGAGGCGACACAGGCCAGCUCUCAGGGAGGUAUGAGUUCCGAAAGGAUAAGCCUCAGGGAAGCUCAGCUGAAAGAUCCCGCAAUCAGGCGGGUUGUUGAGCUCAAGACGGCAAGCCCCCUGAUGACAAGGAGGCAAAUGUCCCAAGAAACCAGAGUGGUGCAGAAGUUGCUAGGAGUAUGGCGUCGACUAGAGGUGAAGGGAGGACUUCUGAUGUACAAGAAGGGCGGCGGGAAGGCUACAUGUAGAUACCUGGCAGUGCUUCCCCGACAGCAGAGAGAGGAAGUGUUUCAUAGUCUCCACAGAAGCAUGGACAAGUUCGGCUAUGGAAGAAUCCUGAAGCUUGUCAAGGACAGGUAUUAUUGGCCUAGUCUUCAUAAUGAAGCAAUGGCAUACAUGAGGUGUCAUCGCAGGGGCGUACAGCGAAACGGGAGGGAAGCGUCCGGUGAGAUCUCACCGCCUCCAGAGUUCCGGGAUGACAGAGGACCCUGAUCACUGUAUUUUUGUCUAGUUUAAAUUUGUGGUUGACUUAAAUGUCCUCAAUAAUGUAUUGAAGUGUAUUGUGUAUUUUAGCAUUUUGUUUGUUUGUUUUAAUCAUGUUUAAUUGAAUUAAGUUGAUUUUUAUUGCCAUUGCUGGGGACAGCAAUAUUUUAAAGAUGGCGUGAGUGUGGCAGGGCCAAGUUUUACUUGUAGUUUUUACUGUAUUUUUUUGUAGUGUUUUAGGAUAGGAGUAGGUCCCCUGAA